Messenger RNA from Alternaria rosae, 1296 nucleotides. Its product is annotated as phosphoribosylamine-glycine ligase. Gene Ontology annotation, biological process: purine nucleobase biosynthetic process. The record is from RefSeq and is a predicted model, not a curated record. Gene Ontology annotation, molecular function: metal ion binding; ATP binding; phosphoribosylamine-glycine ligase activity. Bases 1 to 1296 code for a protein of 431 amino acids. The transcript has 2 exons. Lineage: Eukaryota; Fungi; Ascomycota; Dothideomycetes; Pleosporales; Pleosporaceae.
AUGUCUGAAUCUCUCCGCGUUCUCCUAGUCGGCAACGGCGGCCGCGAACACGCCAUCGCCUGGAAACUCCUGCAAUCACCCUCGAUCGAGCACAUCUACGUCUGCCCCGGUAACGGCGGCACCGCAACCCUCUCCAGCAAAGUCACCAACGUAACCACUGUAAAAGACAGCGACUUCGCCGGCCUCGUCACUUUCUCAAAAGAAAAGAACAUCAACCUCUUAAUACCCGGGCCCGAAGCCCCCCUCGUAGCCGGCAUUGUCGACUACUUCCGCGAAAAUGGCCUCUCAAGCAUCAAAGCCUUCGGGCCCAGCGCAGCCGCUGCGCGCAUGGAAGGUAGCAAAACUUUCAGCAAAGACUUCAUGAAGCGCCACAACAUUCCGACCGCCGCCUAUGAGAACUUUAGCAAAUACGACGACGCAAAAGCGUAUCUCGACUCCAUCUCCCACAACGUCGUAAUCAAAGCAUCUGGUCUCGCAGCAGGAAAAGGCGUAAUAAUCCCGCAAACAAAAGAAGAAGCCCACGCUGCGCUAAAGGACAUCAUGUUAACAAGAGAAUUUGGUACCGCAGGCGACGAAGUCGUCAUCGAAGAGUUCCUCGAAGGCGACGAGCUUUCCAUCCUGACUUUCAGCGACGGCCGCACGAUCAAAUCCCUGCCUCCCGCACAAGACCACAAGCGUAUCUUCGACAACGACCAAGGGCCUAAUACAGGCGGUAUGGGAACGUACGCGCCAACGCGCAUUGCGCCAAAAGACGUCCUCGAGACCGUGGACAGAGAGAUCCUUCAACCCACCGUCGAUGGUAUGCGCGCCGAGGGCUUCGAGUUCAAGGGCGUGCUCUUCACGGGGCUGAUGAUGACGAAGAACGGGCCGAAAGUGCUCGAAUACAAUGUCCGAUUUGGAGAUCCAGAGACGCAGAGCUUGUUGGCGCUUAUGGAGGGGGAUCUAGCGGAGGUUAUGGCGGCGUGUGCGGAGGGAAGACUGAAGGAUGUUGAAGUCAAAGUGUCGAACAAGAGUGCGGCGACGGUUGUUGUGGCUGCGGGUGGGUACCCAGGGAGUUAUGCGAAGGGUACAGUCAUGACAUUGGAUGCUGUUCCCGAGGACGUCGUGCUCUUCCACGCCGGAACCUCUUUCUCGGAUAACACGCUCAAGACUGCCGGUGGUCGCGUUAUCGCUUCAACGGCUACGGCGCCUACAUUAGAAGAAGCUGUUGCGAAGGCUUACAAGGGCGUGCAGUGCAUACACUUUGAGGGCAUGCAGUACCGCAAGGACAUCGCUGGAAGGGCGCUGAAGAAGUAG